UUGCGCAGUGUUGACCUCCGGUCUAUAGCCUCCGGUUCUGGCGGUCUCCUGGGCAACCUUCGAGAUGAGGAGACUCGGUCGUUGACGAGUCGAGUCGGCCUGACCGUUCAACCGACGCCACGGGGACUGGCUGCCACGCUUCCGGCGGCCUCUUCACGUUGUCCGCGGCCCCGGCAACAGAACCCACCGCGUCAACACGUACUCUCGAGCCAACGACAGCAGCAGCAGCAACAACAACAACACAUUCAGGCUGGCCAGAUGAGCUCAGCAGUUUCGAUGCAGCCGAGCUCCGGUCACGACGCCGGAGAGGCUUCGGAGCUAGCCGAUGAAUGGCAGGCGAUACGCGGCUCUUCUUCGAUGUUUGCCGGUUCGGGUGAGUGGCUGCAAAGAGGACAUUUGCUCUUCGUCGGCAUGACUACGAGGGUCAGGCCUUGGCAACGCGUCCUUGGCCCUUCCCGUUCUGAGGCUGCGGCCGUAGCAACAGUGAUAAAGUAA
Protopolystoma xenopodis is the source of this 495-nucleotide messenger RNA. The record is from the annotation of a GenBank genome assembly. Lineage: Eukaryota; Metazoa; Platyhelminthes; Monogenea; Polystomatidea; Polystomatidae.